AUGGCAAAAAAGGCGGAUCGACUGAAGGAGUUAAACAAUAUUGAUGCAUGUAAUGCAGAGUUUUGUGAAACUCUAACAUCGUCAUACAACCUUGAAGAUUUUUUUCCAGAAGAACCUUACUUAGUAUCAAUUUUCAAGAAUUAUCGUAGCCGCAAACUAAAUGAACUGACACUUUUCUGGUGUUUUUUUAUCACAUUCAUGCACUGGUCAUCCGACAGCAAACUAUUCGACAAAGAUACGUAUGAUUAUAUUAUUAUCAAACUGUACGGCGUACUUCGUGGAGAUUCUGUCUCUCACAAGUCUGGCUACAUUAGACCUAUACGACAAGCUUUCGAUUUUAUCGAGAAAUACUUCAAAGAAAAAUUUACUGACUCUCAUCACAAUGUCAAUUCUAGUUGUAUUGAAAGUUUAACGGCGGCAAAGCUUAUUACUGAACNAUAA
Molecule: messenger RNA, 441 nt
Organism: Adineta ricciae
Lineage: Eukaryota; Metazoa; Rotifera; Eurotatoria; Adinetida; Adinetidae
Source: the annotation of a GenBank genome assembly